Antrostomus carolinensis (chuck-will's-widow) is the source of this 1980-nucleotide messenger RNA. RefSeq names its product SPARC-like protein 1. Gene Ontology annotation, biological process: anatomical structure development. The transcript has 9 exons. Lineage: Eukaryota; Metazoa; Chordata; Aves; Caprimulgiformes; Caprimulgidae. Gene Ontology annotation, molecular function: extracellular matrix binding; collagen binding; protein binding. Bases 1 to 1980 code for a protein of 659 amino acids. The record is from RefSeq and is a predicted model, not a curated record.
AUGAAGGCUGUAGCUCUCUUCAUUUGUCUUGUAGGAUCAGCUUUUGCUCUUCCAACUGAAGAUAAGCAUCCUGAAGCCCCAAAGGAAGAGAACAUUGGGUAUGUUGACAAGGGUGAUUUGCUGCCCAGUCACAAAAAUCUAAAACCAGAGGUAUCAGCACCAGAUGAUGAGCACAGGGAUGGGCCCCAGACCACUAGAAGACAAAGAACUAGUAGCGAGUAUCAAGUGAAAAAUAGCCUAAAAAGUAUCAAUUUCCUUGAGCUGCACAAUAAAGCAGGUUUGGCUUCUGACAACCAGGACAGUGACUCUGGAAGCAGCGGCAGAGAACAGUCCAGCUCUGAGCAUUACCAGUUCAGGAGGCAUGAGAAACACAGCAAUACAGCCAAUCCACACCUUCUGGGCCAUGGAGAAAACCCACUGGAUGCUCUCAGUCUUGAGAGUGAGCAUAACACAUGGAAAUAUAAUAAAAAUACAGUUGGUCUCUCUGAAGAAAGCAGUGAAAGUGAUGAAGAAGGAGGUAUGGAAGAAGAGGAUGAGGAAUGGGGAGAAGAAACCAAUUACAGAGAUAUGAAGCACAAAGGUCACCAAGGUAACCGAUAUAAAAGAGAGCAAAAUGAAGACAGUAUGCAAUCUGAUGAAAUCCCAAGAGAUUCCAGUCAACCAAUCCAGAUAACCAAGAGACACGGUGAGAAAUUUGACCUAGAGGAAGAAGAGAGGGAAAACAGCCAGAAGCCUUAUGGAGAAGAAAUCCUCCUCUCUCAAAAAACCCAGAAUGACAAACAACAAAGCCAAGAGAAGACAGACAAUAUUCAAGUAAACUAUCAGAGUGAUCAUGACACAGUGGUGAAAAGACAAGAUACAGAGGACAGUAACGUUGAUGAUGAUGAUGAUAGUCAUGACAGUGGUGAUGUUGAUGGCAAGGAAGAUCUCAGCAAUACUUGGAAAGAAGAAGCCUAUGAGGAAGAAGAGAAAAUCCAUAGUAACCACCAGAAGAGCACUAGUACUGAGCAUGAAGGGGAAGGAACCACUGAUGAUGACACUGUAGUUGAUAGAGAGACCAAGGAUCACCAUGAUGUCAAGAUUAAAGGCCUUAUUCUCUCUGAACAAGAUGAUUACGAUCAUGAGCCACCUAAUUCUGACAGCAAGCAACAACUGGAAAAAAGUAGCUCUGUUCAGAGCAUGAAUUCAAUGGGAGGGGAAGAUAAGGUUAAGACUACAGGCAGUUCCUAUGGUGAGAUGCAAAGUGAAACCAACAGGAGUGAGAACCCUUUCCUAGACCCAUGUAGGAACUUCCACUGCAAAAGAGGUAAAGUCUGCCAUGCAGACAAACAAGGCAAACUCAGCUGUAUUUGCCAAGAUCCUGCUGCUUGCCCUUCCACCAAAGACUAUGAGCGUGUUUGUGGUACAGAUAAUAAGACUUAUGAAGGCACAUGUCAACUUUUUGGCACCAAAUGUCAACUUGAAGGGACAAAAAUGGGACGUCAGCUGCACCUGGACUACAUGGGCUCCUGCAAAUACAUCCCCCACUGUACUGAUUAUGAAGUGGAUCAGUUCCCCCUCAGGAUGCGAGACUGGCUCAAAAACAUCCUUAUGCAAUAUUAUGAACGUGAUCUGGAUACUUCUGGAUACCUCACUGAAAAGCAGAGGAGUAAGGUCAAAAAAAUCUACGAGAAUGACAAGCGCCUCAAGGCUGGUGACCAUGCAGUUGAGCUGCUCCUGCAUGACUUUGAGAAGAAUUAUCACAUGUAUGUGUAUCCUGUGCACUGGCAGUUUCACCAGCUUGAUCAGCACCCUGUUGACAGGUUAUUAACACACUCAGAGCUCGCGCCUUUGAGAGCCUCCCUUGUUCCCAUGGAACACUGCAUAACCCGCUUCUUCCAAGAGUGUGAUGGAGACCAAGACAAAUCCAUUGCUUUGAAGGAAUGGUGCCACUGCUUUGGGAUUAAGGAAGAAGACAUAAAUGAGAAUCUCCUGUUCUGA